Messenger RNA from Scheffersomyces coipomensis, 1185 nucleotides. RefSeq lists its product as uncharacterized. The record is from RefSeq and is a predicted model, not a curated record. NCBI's taxonomy places the organism in Eukaryota, Fungi, Ascomycota, Pichiomycetes, Serinales, Debaryomycetaceae. The transcript has a single exon. The coding region runs from base 1 to 1185 and encodes 394 amino acids.
AUGGCUGAAGAAAAACAAGAUCGUACCCAAUUAUCUGAUCAAGUUGGUUAUUUCGAUAUUUAUAUUCGUUUUAAUGAUGAUAUGGAAAAAGAUUAUUGUUUCCAAAUCAAGACUACUACUGUUUUUAAAGAUUUAUAUCAAAUCUUUAAGACUUUACCUAUUGCAUUAAGACCAUCUGUAUUUUAUGAAUCGGAACCCAUUGGUUUUAAAGUUUGUACUUCACCAGGUUAUCUUACUGAAGAUGGAAAUUUCUUAUUUGAUUAUAAUGCCACCAAAUUUCAAAGAUCAAUUCCAAGUAUAAAUUCAUUAGUUAGUGAUCAUGUUUGGCCUGGUCAAUUAAUAUUACCAAUUUGGAAAUUCAAUUAUUUCAACUUUUAUAGUUUAAUUUCAUUCUUAGUAACUUGGUUAUAUACUGAUUUACCUGAUUUUAUAAGUCCAACUCCAGGAAUUUGUUUAACAAAUCAAGCUACAAAAGGUUUAAGUUGGUUGGCCCUUUAUUUCAAUCAAGCUAAAUUAUCAAAUAUGUUAAUUGAAGAUAUUAAUUCACCAGUAUCAGUAAUGGGUCAAAUUAUUUUCUUUGUGGUUCAUAUUUUUAAAGUUUUAAUUAUUUUUGCUUUAUUAUAUACUGGUACUUUUAAUCCAAUUAAAAUCUUUAGAAUUUCAAAUAGAAAUAUUAAAUUAGAAAUCACCAAAGAAGAAUUAGUUGAAUUAGGUUGGACUGGUACCAGAAAGGCAACUCCAGAUGAAUAUAAAGAUUAUUAUCGUGAAUAUAAAAUUAAAGAACAUGGUGGUAUGAUUGCUGCUCAUAAAGCUGGAUUAUUUGAAAAUUUAAAGAAUUUAGGAUGUUUAUUAGAAGAAGGAGAAGGUUAUAAUACUCCAAUUGAUACUAAAGUUACAUUAGAUGAUUUAUUAAAAGAUGUGGAAAAGAAUUCUGAAGUUGAUGAAGAUGGUGAUGAAGUUCUUUCUGAUUUUAAAUUAUCAAUAAGUUAUGAAUAUUUCGCUCAAUUAGGAUCAGUUUUCACUAAAUUUAUUGAUGAUAAAGAAGGUACGGAAUUAAAUGAUUAUAUUAAACAAUAUAGAAGAUAUGGUUUAUUAUUUUCAAAUGAUACUGUCAAAAAUAUCGUUAAAAGAAGAAAAGCUAUUCAAUUAGUUAAGAAAUUAGAAGCUGAUAAAAAGAAGGAUUAA